Conger conger (European conger) is the source of this 5967-nucleotide messenger RNA. Its product is annotated as B-cell lymphoma 6 protein homolog. Gene Ontology annotation, molecular function: DNA-binding transcription factor activity, RNA polymerase II-specific; RNA polymerase II cis-regulatory region sequence-specific DNA binding; protein binding. Gene Ontology annotation, cellular component: nucleus. The record is from RefSeq and is a predicted model, not a curated record. The coding region runs from base 2693 to 4831 and encodes 712 amino acids. NCBI's taxonomy places the organism in Eukaryota, Metazoa, Chordata, Actinopteri, Anguilliformes, Congridae. Gene Ontology annotation, biological process: regulation of transcription by RNA polymerase II. The transcript has 9 exons.
UGCAGGUGGCUUUGUAAUAAAGCCCGUUCUCUAUGUGUGUUUUAAAAUGUAUUCCUAGGAUUUUUGGACAGUUUUGUGCGUCCUGGUGAUCUUUCCGAGUGGCUUGGGUUCUGACAGUACUUUAAUCGUAACUGUUUUGCUCUCUUUGGUCUGGUUGCAGAGACCAGAUCUGAGCUGUAGCUUUUGUAAUGUUAGUUGUAAAAAAUAGGAUUCAAUGUUCGUGGGUACUGUCAGGUGACGGUUCCAUUCUGUCCAAAUAGGUUCAUGCUGCUUGCUUGGAUUUGAAAGCAAGAAGAUUUUACGCUUGUUGGUCCGUUUCAGUUGUCACGACCACUUUGUUGGAUCUAUUUUAAUUAUAAAAUGCCAACAUGGUCAACUGUAUGACUCGGCCAAAUAUGGUCUUUUAAUGUUUUCUUUUCUUCCUGGCGUAGUAGCCUACUCGAGCGCUAACGUUAGCUGAUCAGUGUUUAGGUUAGUCGCUUUAGUACUUUUUAAAACAACGUCUAUUGACUACAUAUAGCAAGCUGUAUGUGUGGCUGUCGGUCUUUUUAAAAAAGAAAAUAGAUAAAAUAUGAACUGUGGGUGGGAAUUCAGGACUGGCCGCCGAGCCUGUCUGAUUAGGUUUCAGAAACUAAUCUGCGCUGCAGCGCUUCCACCCGUGUUUUUCCUCCCUCCAGAGUUCGCUGGUAUAUUUCCACCGUAGGCUAAAUUGUUCUGUUGUUUUUUCUGUUCUAUUUGAACGUGCUGUGAGACAUUGUAGCCGUUAAAUGUGAUUAAUUUUAUUGCGGAUGACACCAGGAAGACACGAAUGCUUGUCUAUUGAACUUCUACUGUUCCAAUAGUUUGCUCCGUAACUUAUAGCCUAUAAUCAUUUUAAACUGUAGCCUUCAUCCAAAACACAAUCGAAUCUAGUCUUAUUAGUUUACUACGAAAGAAUAACGUUGAAUAAGCUACUCGUCGGUUUAUAUAUCAUAUAUAUAUAUAUAUAUAUAUAUACACUUUUUUUUUUAAUGAAACCCGUCCCUGGUUUAUAAAAAUAAAUGAGAACUCCCGUUUACUUUCGCCUUCCAUGCGUGGUAUUCGCAUUGGUCUCUGGCGAGAAUAGGCUACUUCUCAAAACUGUCAAGUGGAAGGUUUGCGACUUUGGCAUUGGAGGAAAGGGAAAUCUCUCAAUCCAGUGUUUGCAUGCUGUUGACACAUCCUGUCUAUUCUUGGAAAGAGAAAUUGCUAGCUAAAGGUUCUCCGUUUUUAAGUUCCAUUUUUAACACUGUGUCGUUUUAGAACUUGAGUCUGCUCUUGAAUUUGCAGGCCAUGGAACUUUCAUUUUGUAGGCUACGUUCACAUUUUGUUUGUGAAAUGUCAAAUGUGCGUUUUUACAUUUCAUAUAAUCGAUUUGCUCUCGUUUUUAACGAGUGCACAUAAUAAAUCCUUGAAUUCUUAUGAAAAUAAGUAAUGUUGAGAAUUGUUUAAGGAAUAACCAAGGUUUCUGAGCUAUAGCCACAAUAAAACCCCUUAAUUUCUACGUGCACGUGUCCGUCUGUUUAAAUGUUGCUUUCCCUUUCAAUGAUCUACUGUAGAUCCGACCGGACUAGAUCAGAACAAAAAACGAGGUCAUUGUUGAGGGAAUUUUUUUUAAAUAUAUGAAUGUAUUAUUACACCUAUUUAUUUAAAUGGAAACUGCCUUAAUUUCAAAGUUUGGUCAUAAUAUUUUACAUUUUCCCGUCGGCAUUUUCUGUUAGCUAGGUUAUGUGUAUUGAAAUACUUGCUUUAAAUGUUUUCAGUAAUAGCAUACUUAUUGCUUUCUGCAUUUUUUUGCUGUUGUCGUUUCUCAUAUCUAUACCCAUGUCCUAUAAAUGAGAAGGGGCUACAGUUCUCAUGGUUUCACGUUAUUCAUUUGUAGGUACUCUGUUAUGCAUUUUAUAUAAUUUUUCUUUACACUUUACAGCACACAAACAUGAAAUACUCAUUGAAACAUUUAUACACCACUUGUCGUGCUGCUAGUAUCGUUUUGACACAUUUGUCGUCACAAAUAAUUCAUAACAUUCUAUACUGUGAACCACUUAUUAUCGUUGUCAUUCAAAUGCCUUCAUGACCGCACAUCUGUGAAGCAGACUUAUUUACUACCAUUUGUCAAAAUUCUAAUGUUUAGUCCAAUUAUAUGAAAGGGUAGGCCUGUACGGCUGCACUUAGAGGAACAUUUUAAUGUCACAGCUGUGUCAAAGCUGUGCUAUGGCUGUUUUGUCGAUUUGGUGCGUAAUUUGUGGAUUUUGUUGCCAUCUAGUGUUCGGUGUUACGCAUGUCUUCUAGUGUGCAACGUAGGACCUGCACGGUUGUGAAAAAUAGCUUGCCCAACUAGAACUUGAUUUCUUUCCAUAUCCGAUUAAACCAGGAACAAUGGAAUAAAGUCCGUUUUACAGGUAUUCAUAGUUUCCUAUAUUUAUCUUGAUUGAAAAUACAAUGAGGUCCAUAGACUGUAAAACGACUGCAUAACAGGCUAAGUUACUCAAUAUUUUUAAAUGUUUUGCUUACCUCGACUGAACGUUCGAACACAGUCCCAGUUGCUAACAAAAUGUAUUUUUUCUUGUUUUUUUUUACAAAUGGUUCUUCCAUGUAUGAAAAUGAUGCCCCACUAACAAGACGAAAGAAAGUGAUAAAGUGAUUCCUGUGCUGACAUGGCCUUGAUUUUAACAAAAUGGCAUGUGCAGCAGAUAGCUGCAUUCAGUUCAUGCGCCAUGCAAGUGACGUGCUGUUUAACCUGAACCGGCUGCGCAGCAGAAAUAUACUGACGGAUGUAACCAUUCUGGUGAACAGACAACAGUUUCGCGCCCAUAAGACCGUCCUUAUGGCCUGCAGUGGGCUGUUCUACACCAUCUUUACGGAUUCUCUCAAGUGUAACCUGAACGCCGUCAGCCUGGAUCCGAAGGUGGACCCCGAAGGCUUUGCCAUUCUGCUGGAGUUCAUGUACACGUCAUGUCUCACGUUAAAGGAGAGUCUGAUCAUGGCCACCAUGAACACCGCCAUCUACCUGCAGAUGGACCAUGUGGUGGACACCUGCCAGAGGUUUAUCAAAUCCAGGGACCCUUCAGUGAAGCUGCCCAGAGAGGAUUUUUUGGGUAGCCCUUUGCUGUUAUCUCAGGACAUCCACAAUUACAGGGCUCGUGAUGUUGUGGAGAGCCCACCCAGCCACGCAUCUCCUUUCAGCGAUGGCAGGGCUUAUUGUCCCAGCAUAUUCGGUGCAGUUAAUGCUUCUGGCAACUCGUACCACCACUAUGGCCAUCUUCCGGUUCAGGGGUUCCCAUUUCCACUCGGAAAGCUGACGGAUCCCAAAACGUCCCUCACAGACCUCCCUAAAGGGGGAGCAGUCCACCAGAAGCACUGCGGGCCACCCGACAGCACCGUUGUGGUGCGGGCAGAGUAUGCCAGGCCUGGUGCUGGGAGCACUUCCGGUGUCUGCCACAUGACAUCAUUCUCAUCCAGAGAGGUGGCCAGGGAGGAGGUGGUCAGGAAGGAGCCCCCGGGGGCCAUCCAUCAGUUCAUGGGCCUGAGUGUCAGGAAGAACAGUCUCUCGGGCGUGGCCCAGGAACACCGAGAGAUGGGCAAAGAGCCCACACCCGGGGAAGAGGAGGAAGACGUGGGUCACCACCAGCACUACUCCCUCAAUGGACGCAAGGGUGUCCUGAGCAGUCCGCAAAGCCCCCUCAAGUCCGACUGUCAGCCCAAUUCCCCCACUGAGUCCAGUAGCAGCAAAAACGCUCUGGCCCAGGCUCCACCCCGCUCCCCGUCGUGCACGCCGCCCCGCUCCCCUCCCACUCAGGGCUCACAGGACCCCAAGGCCCGCAACUGGAAGAAGUACAAGUUCAUCGUUCUCAACUCUGCCAACCAGACACCCAAAGAGAACGAAAGCAGUCCCCAGGAGGCGGAGACUCACUCCCCACAGCGCCUGGGCUCUCCAGCCUACUUCCAGUCAGGUGACUCAGAGCACACGGACCUGACAACGGCAACCAAGAUCAACCGGCACAGUGAGGAGCUGCUCAUGCCACAGGCCAGUCGUCUCAACAGCAUCAUCAGCAGGGCCCUGGAAGGAUCGCAGAGGCAGAGUGAUGGUCACUCUCUGUACAUGAGCCAGGAGAAGUGCUCCUCCUGUGGGACUCUGUCUCCACAGCACUCUGAAGUGUGUCCCAACACUCCAGGAUCACAGUUCGGAGAAGAGCUUUCCGAACUGCACUCGGAGUAUUCCGACUCCAGCUGUGAAAACGGUACAUUCUUUUGCAACGAAUGUGACUCAAAGUUUUUGGAGGAAGAUUCCCUAAAACGGCACACACUUCAAGUCCACAGCGACAAGCCAUACAAAUGUGACCGCUGCCAAGCCUCCUUCCGCUACAAGGGCAACCUUGCCAGCCACAAAACUGUCCACACAGGAGAGAAACCAUAUCGCUGCAACAUCUGCGGAGCUCAGUUCAAUAGACCAGCUAACCUCAAGACCCACACCCGUAUCCACUCAGGAGAAAAGCCAUACAAGUGUGAGACAUGCGGUGCUCGCUUUGUACAGGUCGCUCACCUCCGGGCCCACGUGCUGAUCCACACAGGAGAGAAGCCGUACCCCUGUGAGAUUUGUGGGACGCGCUUCCGCCAUCUGCAGACACUCAAGAGCCACCUACGCAUACACACCGGAGAAAAGCCCUAUCAUUGUGAGAAAUGCAACUUGCACUUUCGCCACAAGAGUCAGCUUAGAUUGCAUCUUCGGCAGAAGCACGGAGCAAUCACCAACACAAAGGUUCAGUACCGCAUGUCCACUACAGAACUGCCAAGUGACAUCACCAAGGCCUGCUGAGCAAAAUCCAGAGUGAAGUCAGCCUAGCCAUGGAAGGCCCUCACUUUGUACAAUUGUCCAAAAUUGUAGUGCCACACUGUUGGAGAAAAGAAAAGAAAAAAAAAAAAAAAAAACUUGGGCAGGGAAUGCUAACUUAAACGGGUUUCCUCUACAUGUGAACGUAGAACCGGAUGUGGUUAUGAUUUAGUCACUUUAAUGUCUGUGUAAUAUACAUAUACACAAAAGUGGGCAUGGAUAUAAGCUUUCUGACAUGUAUAUAAAGCUUUAUUUUGGUGAAAAAGAUGUUCUGUUGACAUUGAAAUCCUUUUUAGGAUACAGCAUUUUUCUUUAUAAAAUACUUUUUUUGAAAGUAUAAUACAUUUUGAAGGUUGGUACAUUUUUUAGGGUACUAGUAUUUUUUGGCAAAACUGUACAAAUUCAGAAAAUCCAUGAAUAAAUUCUAUUCCCCAUGUAAAAAUUCAUUCUAAACUGAGAUUUUAAUGUAUUUUGACUUUACCCCACAAUUAUCAGUGCUGCUUAUUUGAACAAAUGUGAUUUUGUUAAAAACAAAUGAGAAAAAAAAUAAUGGAAGCAUGAGGGUGACUGCAGUUAGCAAUCCUAAUUGAAGUGUGAAAUGGGCCAUUCUAAGUGUUCUGUGACAUAAUAAAUGUACAAUUACGUCAAAUCAGGUUGCGCUCUGCUGGCAGAGCAGCUCUGGAAAUGGCUGAAAAUAUGUAUUUUAAAAAGGUACUGCUAAUGCAUAACCGAGAACAUAUUUUGUCUAAAACUGCUUUCAAAUGUAUUUGUACAGUUUUUUGGCGAGUGAAGGUUUACAGGUAUCGAUGUGUUAGAAGCUACAGUAGGGUGUAAUAUAGUCCUGGUUUUGUACAUACACUGUGUGUCCUCCAGGUGCCUUUUUGAGGUGACUGCGCUCUUUUUCUAUUCAACCCCAUUUUAAACGGUACGACUCAACGACGGUACUUGUUCCUUUUAAGCUCCUGCUUUUCCUCUACCUGUAAAACCCUGCAAAUGCAACCUUGCCUGAGUUGUAAAUCUUCAGGAAUUGCUUUGGGAUUGGACAUUUUUUUAAACCGCAUAAAAUGUAUUGUAAAAUAUAGAUGUAUGAAUGUAAAAUAAAAGUACUGAAUUUCUAUGUA